Colius striatus (speckled mousebird) is the source of this 913-nucleotide messenger RNA. RefSeq names its product pulmonary surfactant-associated protein A. The record is from RefSeq and is a predicted model, not a curated record. Lineage: Eukaryota; Metazoa; Chordata; Aves; Coliiformes; Coliidae. Bases 137 to 739 code for a protein of 200 amino acids. The transcript is spliced from 4 exons.
CCUGUAGAUAAAAGAUGAAUCUCAAGUUACAUGCCUUAUAAAUUAGAGCAAUUAAUCAGUCUUUCUUAUUUCACAUUGGAGCUUUUAGGUCACCACACUGGAGAGCAAGAGUGUCCUUUACAUUUGGCUUUAAAUAAUGCUGUCUCCACAGUUGUUCCACACAAUCUUAGGAGCAGUUUUUUUCCUGUUCCCAUGGUGUGCUCAAGGUAAACCUGCAGGAAGUAAUGCACUGCUUGACGUUUUGCAUUUGCCUAAAAAUGGGAUAGCUGAAGGACUUAGAGAAGUUUUCCUACCGCAGGCUGGCAAUGAAAUGGAAAAUGUCAUCCAUCAAUUAGAACAUCGGAUUUCCAGACUCGAAGGAGUCCUCUACUUAGAAAAGAUAAUAACAGGAUCAGGAGGAAAAAUAUUUGCUACCAAUGGAAAAAGAGGUGAUUUCCGUACUACACUGAAAACAUGUGAAGAGGCUGGAGGGUCCAUCGCUGCUCCAAGGAACCAGGGCGAGAAUGAUGCCAUUCUGUACUUUGUGAAGAGUUUUAACACCUAUGCUUACCUGGGGAUAAAGGAAUCUCUAAUCCCAAGUAAAUUCCUGUUCCUGGAUGGUACUCGGCUGAGCUAUACUAAUUGGCACGUAAAUGAACCUUCUGGCAAAGGGGAAGAGGAAUGUGUGCAGAUGUACACUGAUGGCACCUGGAAUGACAAGAGGUGCAACCAGAAUUACCUCAUUGUCUGUCAGUUUUAAUGCUUCUGCCUGUUACUGUCUAGCAGGCUCCCUGCAAUAUGCUUGCUUGCCUAUCCCUUGUCCCUUCUUAUGUAGCUAGUGAAAUCAGAUAAUACAGCAUGACAAAUAUAAGUCAGUCUUUGCCAAUCUUUUGCACAAAUGCCAACCAUAAAGAGGAAAUUACUCACAAUGAAA